AUGAAGCAGUGUGUCGGUGCUAUUGCUAUCUGCCUUGGAGUAAUUCUCUCGUUCACAUCCACCGCAUCCGCUCUUCAGUGCUAUGAAUGCGGCAGCAACGAAGGCUGGAGUGACUGUCAAUCCAGGGCGACCAGGGUGAAUUGUAAUGCCAUUGCGCAGGUAUCAAUCUUGGACCGAACCAUCUUCCUGCCGGCCCAGGCACGCCAGCUCGAGCUUGCCUGUCUCUCGCUGUCCGCACAAGGUACGAUCAGCGGCGUAACCGGGUACGCCUAUCUUCGCCAGUGCUUCUACAACGAUCAGUCGAUGUGCACGUUGAUCGAAGGCGAGCUGCCCCCGGGCUUCCGAGUGAACACGUGCGAACUCUGCACCACCGAUCUGUGCAACGGUGCACGAAGUGUCACGAUUGCGUUCUCGACCCUUCUCCUGAUGGCCUUUGCCGUGAUGCUACGCCAGUGAAAGCGUUUUCGCGUGGUUGUAUAGUUAGUGUUUGAAUGUCAGUUCUUGAUGAAUAUCAACACGGAUGAAAGUUUGUGUUUUAGAAAUCUGAUAAACGAAAACCAAUCUGUUCUUUUCGGAAAGACUGAUCGUUUA
Anopheles coustani is the source of this 591-nucleotide messenger RNA. RefSeq lists its product as uncharacterized. NCBI's taxonomy places the organism in Eukaryota, Metazoa, Arthropoda, Insecta, Diptera, Culicidae. Bases 1 to 456 code for a protein of 151 amino acids. The record is from RefSeq and is a predicted model, not a curated record. The transcript is spliced from 2 exons.